AUGGCGGUGCAACCAAAGCAGAACCUUUCCAUGGAUAGUGCAGCCGAGCAUGGCUUUCUAAACUUCAUUUUCUCCAUGCCGGAGAAGCCGGACACCACUUUCAGAAUAUUCGACCGUAACGACUACUACACUGUUCACGGGAAAGACGCCACAUUCGCGGCGAAAGAAGUUUUCAAGACGAAUGGGGUCAUCAAAUAUUUGGGCUCAGGGAGUCGCAAGCUGGAGAGUGUAGUCCUGAGCAAGCUGAACUUUGAGGCCUUUGUUAAAGACUUGCUGCUGGUGAGGCAGUACAGAGUAGAAGUGUACAGGAACCACAGCAAGAGCAGCAAGGAGCAUGACUGGAAGAUCGAGUACAAGGCCUCUCCAGGAAACUUGACCCAGUUUGAGGAGAUUUUGUUCGGUGGAGGAACCGGUGCAGAGGGCUGUGCAGGUGUUGUAGCCGUGCGCUUUUCUACAGGAGCUGAUGGACAACGCGUGGUUGGGGUCGGCUACGUGGACGCAGCCCAGAGGACGAUGGGAGUAUGCGAGUUUCCAGACAACGAGAUCUACUCCAACCUGGAGUCCCUGCUUGUUCAACUCAGCCCUAAAGAGUGUCUCUUAGCCCAGGGUGACGGCAACGCUGAUGGCAAUAAACUACGAGAGGUGGUGGAGCGCGGUGGCAUGCUGGUCUCUGACAGGAAGAGGGCAGAGUUCAGUAGCAAGGACAUGGUCCAGGAUCUCAACAGGCUGCUGAGAGCCAAGAAAGGAGAGACUGUGGCCAGCAACACUCUGCCUGAGCUGGACAAACAGGUGGCUAUGUCAUGCUUGGCUGCAGUGGUGCGUUUCCUUGAACUGCUCUCAGACGAGUCCAACUUCAACUCUUUCAGUCUGACCUCUCUGGACCUGGGUCAGUACAUGAGGCUGGAUAACGCAGCCGUGAGGGCUCUUAACCUCUUCCAGGGUUCACCUGACGACACCAGCGGAGCUCAUUCAUUGGCUGGUCUGUUGAACAAGUGCCGUACACCACAGGGUCAGCGACUGGUCAACCAGUGGAUCAAACAACCACUCAUGGACAAAACCAAAAUAGAGGAGAGGCUGGACCUGGUGGAGAGCUUCGUGUGCGACUCUGAGCUCAGGCAGACCUGCCAGGAGGACUUGCUGCGGCGGUUCCCUGAUCUUCACCGUCUGGCCAAGAAGUUCCACCGUCACACGGCGACGCUGCAGGACUGCUACAGGGUCUACCAGGCCGUGAGCCAUAUCCCUGCCCUCAUCACAGCAUUGGAGAGAUACUCGGGUAGCUACCAGGUUCUGUUGGAGGCAGUGUUCCUGUCUCCUCUCAGAGACCUGCUGAAUGACUUCACCAAGUAUCAGGAGAUGAUUGAAACCACUCUGGACAUGAACCAGAUCGACCACCACGAAUUCCUGGUGAAGGCGUCGUUUGAUCCGGUGUUGAGUGAGCUGAGAGAAAAGAUGGAUGCGCUGGAAAAGAGCAUGCAGGCGGUGCUGAACAGUGCUGCCAGAGAACUAGGUCUGGAUCCUGGCAAGACGGUGAAGCUGGAGUCGAAUGCCAUGCUGGGUUUUUACCUGAGAGUCACCUGCAAGGAGGAGAAGGGUCUGAGGAACAACAAGAAAUUCACCACGCUGGACGUUCAGAAGAACGGAGUGCGUUUCACAAACAGUAAGCUGAGUUCUCUGAAUGAGGAGUACACCAAGAGCAGGGAGGAGUACGAGGAGGCGCAGAAUGCUAUCGUCAAAGAAAUCAUCAACAUUGCCUCAGGUUACGUGGACCCCCUCCAGACUCUGAGCGACGUAAUAGCGCAGAUGGACGCAGUGGCGAGUUUUGCAGUGGCAUCCGUCUCCGCUCCUGUGCCGUACGUUCGGCCUCGCCUCUUAGCCGACGGCUGCAGGCGUAUGGAGCUGCUGCAGGCCAGACAUCCCUGCAUGGAGACAGACGCAGACACCGCCUUCAUACCAAACGACAUCACCUUCGUCCAGGGAGAAAAGAGCUUCUAUAUUAUCACAGGACCAAAUAUGGGCGGCAAGUCGACAUUUAUCCGUCAGGUGGGUGUGAUCGCUCUGAUGGCUCAGAUCGGCUGCUUUGUGCCAUGCGAGAAGGCGGAGCUUAGCAUGAUUGACAGCGUCCUGGCCAGGGUGGGAGCAGGAGACUGCCAGGUGAAAGGCGUGUCCACCUUUAUGUCGGAGAUGCUGGAGACCGCUGCCAUUUUGCGCUCGGCCACAGAGAAAUCGCUCAUCAUCAUCGAUGAGCUCGGCAGAGGCACAUCCACGUACGACGGCUUCGGGCUGGCCUGGGCCAUCAGUGAACACAUCGCCUCCAAAAUCGGCAGCUUCUGCCUGUUCGCCACACACUUCCACGAGCUGACGGCGCUGGCGGCGCAGCAGCCCACUGUGCAAAACCUGCAUGUCACGGCCCUGACCUCCCACAACACACUCACCAUGCUGUACAGAGUCAAACCAGGUGUGUGUGACCAGAGUUUUGGUAUCCACGUUGCCGAGUUGGCUUGUUUCCCGCCAGCAGUUGUUGCCAUGGCGAAGGAGAAGGCGGAGGAGCUUGAGGAGUUCCAGGAUCCUGCAGGAGAGAAGUCGGACAAGGGGGAAGAGCCAGAGGCCAAGAGACGACGGACAGACAAACAAGUGGGGGAAAACCUGAUCCAGGACUUCCUGGAGAAAGCAAAGUCACUUCCUGCUGCCACCAUGAGCGAGGAGGAGGUGAAGGCAGAGCUCAGGAGGAUGAAGCAGGAGCUGGCCACCAAAAAUAACACGUAUGUCACAGAGAUCCUCGCACGCUGUGUUCCUGUAAAAACAGCUUAAUUAUGUGCUCGACAAAGAUUAACUUCAUGUACUGCAGACAAACACUAUAGCGCUCACACUGUAUAGUUUUUCAAUAAAGAC
Seriola dumerili (greater amberjack) is the source of this 2889-nucleotide messenger RNA. It is a transcript of the gene msh2, whose product is annotated as mutS homolog 2. Gene Ontology annotation, biological process: mismatch repair; somatic recombination of immunoglobulin genes involved in immune response; mitotic recombination. The record is from RefSeq and is a predicted model, not a curated record. Bases 1 to 2808 code for a protein of 935 amino acids. NCBI's taxonomy places the organism in Eukaryota, Metazoa, Chordata, Actinopteri, Carangiformes, Carangidae. The transcript is spliced from 17 exons. Gene Ontology annotation, molecular function: ATP binding; mismatched DNA binding; ATP-dependent DNA damage sensor activity. Gene Ontology annotation, cellular component: nucleus; MutSalpha complex.